GACGGCGCCCCCGGAGCCGCCGCGCUCGCGUCCCUGCUGCUCCCGGGGCUGGUGAUGGAGGAGCGGCCGCAUGAACGCUCGAAGUCCAGGCCCAGGAGGAGCUGCGCGAGCAAGGAGAAUGCCCCCCUGCUGCUGCCGGGCUCGGAGACGCCGACCGUGGCUUCUCCGUCCCUGCUGGCCUAG
Molecule: messenger RNA, 183 nt
Organism: Prorocentrum cordatum
Lineage: Eukaryota; Dinophyceae; Prorocentrales; Prorocentraceae
Source: the annotation of a GenBank genome assembly